AUUUUGCCGCUUCAUUUAAACCAACAAAGCAGAGACAAUCUUCAUUUCCUUCCUGGACACUCUAUUGGCACUCUGCCUAUCAAGAAUGAGUCACGAUUCUUCUCGUUCGGCUGAUUCGAGCCGUAGAUCAAAGCGAAGCUUCAACAAUUCCAAUUCUUCAAAUUAUAGCAAAACCAGUAGCAAGAAUACCAAAAGCACCAAGCAAAAAACCCUAGGCGUGGCCUGGGGCGCCAAUUCUCUUACCUCUUCUCGCUCCUCCUUCCGCAGUUCUCCUUUCUCCAAUUUUGGCAGUUAUAUGGCAGAGAAGAAUAGAAAACUUCAAAAUCAGUUCAAUGCAGAGGCUUCAAAUUCUGCUCAUAGUGAUUCCAUUUCGGGGAAGCUGAUUUUUGAUGGGGUUUCCAUCUUUGUUGAUGGUUUCACAAUUCCUUCGAGCCAGGAACUGCGAGGCUACAUGUUGAAAUAUGGUGGGCGGUUUGAGAACUACUUUUCAAGGCAUCGUGUUACGCAUAUCAUUUGCAGCAAUCUUCCGGAUAGCAAAAUCAAGAACCUGAGGUCUUUCAGUGGUGGGCUACCAGUAGUCAAACCUGCAUGGAUCUUGGAUUCUGUUAUUUCUAACAAGCUUCUGAGCUGGGUUCCCUACCAACUUGAGCAGCUUGCCAAUAACCAACCGAAGUUGUCAGCCUUCUUUGCUGUGAAAAACAGAUCAGUUGCUGAGGAUGCCUUGAAUGUUAUGGCUUGUCAAGUAAAUAUGGAACCAAAUCUGAAAGUUGGUACAUCUCAGGACACAAACUUAUUUGAAGAGCGUGAUCCUGUGAAAGAUGGAGAGCAAAUGGAUGGUAAAUAUGAUGUUACUGAUUGUGAGAUUGAGGAGCGAAGUAGUAGUUGUAGAAAUGCUUCAGAAGUAAAGAUGGCAGAACUAAGUGAUACAGAACAUGAAAACAGUGUUAACAAUGAGUCUAGCUCCCAUCAUAUCCCUAUGUCAGUCAGAAACUACAAUUUAGAUAAUCAAAAUGUGAAAACAUCACCAAAUCCAGCAAUAACUGUACCUUCUAAUGGAAGCCAUUCAACUCUUGAAGAUCCCAAUUUUGUGGAAAACUACUUUAAGAGCUCAAGACUGCACUUUAUAGGAACUUGGAGAAACCGGUACCGGAAGCGUUUUCCCACCUUAUCCAGUGAUUUUAGGUGCAGAAACUCGGCUAUUGAUGCUUCUGGUAGUUCUCGGAAGACUACUAUCAUCCAUAUAGACAUGGACUGCUUUUUUGUCUCGGUAGUCAUUAGGAACCAUCCUGAGUUACACGAUAAGCCUGUAGCUAUAUGCCAUUCAGACAAUCCAAAAGGAACUGCUGAAAUUUCCUCUGCCAACUAUCCUGCCCGCAAACACGGGGUUAAGGCUGGAAUGUUUGUUAGAGAUGCAAAAGCUCUUUGUCCACACCUGACCAUUUUCCCUUACAACUUUCAAGCCUAUGAAGAGGUUGCUGAUCAGUUUUAUAAUGUCUUACACAAGCACUGCGACAAAGUACAGGCUGUGAGCUGUGAUGAAGCUUUUUUAGAUAUUACAGACUUUGGAAGGGGAGAUCCUGAGCUUGUAGCUUCAACAAUACGAAAAGAAAUUUUUGAGACAACAAGAUGUACUGCUAGUGCUGGAAUAGGUGAGAACAUGCUUAUGGCCCGCCUUGCCACUAGAACUGCUAAGCCUGAUGGUCAAUGCUACAUCCCUCCUGAAAGGGUGGAUGAGUACUUGCAUGAACUUCCGAUUAAGGCACUUCCCGGAAUAGGCUAUGUUUUAGAGGAGAAGUUGAAGAAACAAAAUGUUUUGACUUGUGGACAAUUGCGCCUGAUUUCUAAGGACUCUCUUCAAAAGGAUUUUGGCAUCAAAACUGGAGAAAUGCUUUGGAAUUAUAGUAGAGGAAUAGAUAACCGACUUGUUGGAGCAAUUCAGGAAAGCAAGUCUAUAGGUGCUGAAGUAAAUUGGGGUGUGAGAUUCAAAAAUUCACAAGAUAGUCAGCAUUUCCUAUUAAACCUUUGCAAGGAGGUUUCAUUACGCUUGCAGGGAUGUGGACUGCAAGGGCGGACCUUUACCCUUAAGAUAAAGAAGAGAAGAAAAGAUGCUGGGGAGCCUACUAAGUAUAUGGGUUGUGGGGAUUGUGAGAAUCUGAGCCACUCAAUGACGGUUCCAAUUGCUACCGAUGAUGUUGAAGUGCUUCAGAGGGUAACAAAGCAACUCUUUGGGUCUUUCCACUUAAAUGUACAGGACAUUCGUGGAGUAGGCCUGCAAGUUUCCAAGCUUCAAAAUGCAGAUGUUUCCAAGCAGGGGCUUGAAAGACAUUCUUUAAGAUCAUGGCUUACCUCUGCCCCAGCAACAGUGGAAGAACGGAAUAGUAUUAAUAGCAUAUCCAAUAAGAGAUCUAAUAUAGCGCCACCUCCCCUUUAUGAUCUUGAUAUGGGAGUUAUUGAGGGUCUUCCACCAGAACUAUUUUCAGAACUAAAUGAAUUUUAUGGGGGGAAGUUAGUAGAUUUCAUUGCCCAAAGUAAAGGAAAAAGUGAAAAUAGCAGUGGUUCUUCAUGCAUCCCUUCUCAUGAACGAGGAAAAGGUGCAACAGGUUAUGGCAAGGGACAUCUCGCAUCUAAUGAAUUUCCCCCAAAUACAAUACUAGUGAAAUACAAGGGAAAGCAGCAAAUAUCUGAGGAAGCACCAUCAGCAAUUGCUAUUUCUGGUGAUGGAUCCUACAAUGAGGCUAUUCGAGAUGCAGGCCAUGGAAAUCCUGAUUUAAUGCCCUCAUCUCUAAGUCAGGUUGAUACUUCAGUGCUGCAACAGUUGCCUGAAGAAUUGAGAGCUGACAUUCUUGGACUGCUUCCUUCACACAGGGGAGAAGAGUCGACUUCAGAUGCAUCCUUGGUUCCUCUUAAAGAAAAUCCUCAGGAAGCAUUAAAAAUUGCCGACUAUAAAUCCAUAUCGGUUAACUCUGUUCUGAACAGUGAUCUUUGGAAUGGAAAUCCUCCACAGUGGGUUGAUAAGUUCAAAGUUAACAAUUGCUUGAUACUAAACACUCUGGCUGAGACGUAUUACAAAUCGGGUUCAGUGGGAAAUUUAUCAUCUAUAAUGCAGUGUGCAAUUUCUAAAUUUCUAUAUCAUCUGAAUGAAAAUGACGAUAGUUGGGGUUGGGGUGAUGAAGCUACUUAUUACUUUUGUGAACUUCUCAGGCAGUAUAUUAACCUUAAGAUUGAAUUUGACAUUGAAGAGAUUUAUGUUUGUUUUCGCCUUCUUAGAAGGUUUAUGAAAAAGUCAAAAUUCUUCUUGCAAGUGUAUGAUAUUGUCUUCCCAUAUCUUCAGGCAUCUGUAGGAGAACAUUAUGGAGGAAAUUUGCAUAUUUCACUGAAUGACUAGUGCUUCUUUUGACAAGAUUUCAUGUAUAAUCACAUUGACAUUCACCAUCAUGCUGCAAGGGUAGCAAUUCAUGGAAGAGCUACCAUAAGUACUUCUGUUAUCCCAUUUCAGGAUGUUUUUUUAGUUUCCUGUCAGAAAGGAUGAACUUUUGAUCCUCUACAUAUAAAAGAACAAGAUGGACUUCAGUGCUUUAGGUUAACAUCACAUGUAAAUCAUCUUUCAGUUCAAUUCUUUCCGAGUCCACAUCAGAGGAUGAUGAUUUGGUGCAUCUACUUUUUAUGCAAUGCUGUACCAGAAUGAGGUGGAAAUUAUCAGGAAUGAGUUGAAAUGGGUUGGAAGAUGCAAUUCCUGGCAUAUUCCGUAACUGAGUUGCAGUUUCUGCUGGUUCGAACGCAAUAAUUCCGAAAAGCCUGUCUUUGUAGGUUGCCUUUGUUAGAUAACAUUAAUUAAUUCCUUAAGGAGGAAGAAUGCACAAGCCUGGAUGGUACUUAAUGUAACAUGCCUCUUUUGUAAUCACAGCAAGGGCUCCUAAAUUUUGGCUUACAAAGAGCAGUUCAGCUAUAAAAUAUUUUGUCUGACUAAAGGUUUCCUCCUCUCCCAAUACUCAAAAAUAAAAAAAAAAAUAUUUUGUCAAAGUAAUUUAUAAUUAAGUUUGUUAAUAUAGUUAUGUUCUCUAAAAUAUUUUAUUUGUAAUUAUGAAUAAAAAUAUCUUAUUUUUAGUAAGAAUGGAUAUUCAAAUGUCCCCAAAA
This is a messenger RNA of Jatropha curcas, 4134 nucleotides long. It is a transcript of the gene REV1, whose product is annotated as DNA-directed DNA polymerase. The record is from RefSeq and is a predicted model, not a curated record. Gene Ontology annotation, cellular component: nucleus. NCBI's taxonomy places the organism in Eukaryota, Viridiplantae, Streptophyta, Magnoliopsida, Malpighiales, Euphorbiaceae. Gene Ontology annotation, molecular function: DNA-directed DNA polymerase activity; damaged DNA binding; deoxycytidyl transferase activity. Gene Ontology annotation, biological process: error-free translesion synthesis; error-prone translesion synthesis.